AUGUGGGGAAGAGCUGCAACAUCUCUUUGGCGUUUGAGCAAAAGAUUCAAGAAUUCUGGAAAGGGAGUUAAUAAGAAAAAUCACAAAACCGAAGGAAGCACUGAAACCAUAAACUACGUGGGAGACAAAUCGUCUGAAAGCGCUGUGCUUCGGUCUCAGACAUUCACAUCGAGUUUACCGACUGCAACGCAUCUUUCAUAUCUUUCUUCGAUUCUUUCUUCGCUGUGGCCUUCUGAUGGAACGAGGGAAAUAGAAAACGUUGACAUAAAAGCACAACGCAAAAAAGUAGUUAGUAUACCGAAGUCGGCACUUCUCGACCAAACACGAUCACUUGUGCUUAGCUUACUCUCUGCAGAAGCAGAUGGCUCUGUGAUGUUGAAAACACGAGAAUUAUGUAAACAUUAUAUGGAAUAUCCUGAGGCGCGUGUUGUUGGGUUUCAGUUCCAUGAUUCAAUUAUCAAGAAGGUGAAACGCCUCUUACUACGGACUAAUGAUGAAAUGCUAAAAGAACACAUUCGGCAGUUCUUACUCCUCGUGGGAGAUGUUAGCACCCCACGUGGGGCUGGUAUUCGUGUACUGUCACUUGAUGGUGGAGGUACGAGAGGUGUAUUAGGCCUUGAUAUUUUACAAGCGCUAGAAAAUAAUUUGAAAGGAUCAAAGGUUGUAGAGGUGUUCGACCUAAUCGUGGGCGUAAGUACUGGAGCUAUUAUUGGUGCAUUGCUUGCUGCUAAGAGGUUACCAGUUGGGAAAUGUAAGGAAGUUUAUAUUGAGAUCUCAAGGGAACUUUUUAGCCAAGGCAAAUUUUCGGGGAUGAGUGGCCUUCUUCUUUCACAUGCUUACUAUAACACUGAAAAAUGGAAGCAGAUCUUGAAAAACGUUAUUGGCGAAGACACAUUACUGGAAAUAUGUGGACGUUGGGGAACUCCCAUGCUCAGUAUAGUAGCUUGUACUGUGAAUACACCAACUCUGCAACCAUACAUUUUUCGUACCUAUGGACAUCCUAACGAAAGUGAAAGCCACUACCGUGGAGGAUGUAAUCACAAAGCUUGGGAGGCUUUACAAGCUUCUGCUGCUGCUCCGGGCUAUUUUCAAGAAGUUUCACUUGGACCACUACUUUAUCAAGACGGUGGUGUACUCACUAAUAAUCCUACAGCUUUAGCAGUUCAUGAGGCACGCAUGCUUUGGCCACAUGAACGAAUACAAUGCGUUGUUUCUGUCGGUAAUGGAAAGAACGUUUCAGAAGUCGAAUUAAAUGGCAUAAAGUUGUCUACACGUCUUCAAGAAAAAAUCUUACGAAUUAUUGAUUCAGCUACGGAUACUGAACUUGUCGACUUAUGUAUGCGUGACACUUUGUCAGAAGGAUCAUACAUACGUUUUAAUCCGUACACCAGCUACCCGUAUUCUCUCGAUGAAAUCGAUCCGAAAAAAUUGGAACAAAUGAGUGAAGAUGCACAACUCUAUAUUUCACGAAAUCAGACCAAAUUUGAGGCUGCAGCAAAGGUCAUCUUGGCUAAACCAUCACUGAAACAGCGCAUUGUUCGAAACUGGAACAGGUUGAUAAUCCAGUGCUAA
Brugia malayi is the source of this 1572-nucleotide messenger RNA. RefSeq lists its product as uncharacterized. Gene Ontology annotation, biological process: arachidonate metabolic process. Bases 1 to 1572 code for a protein of 523 amino acids. The record is from RefSeq and is a predicted model, not a curated record. Gene Ontology annotation, cellular component: membrane. Lineage: Eukaryota; Metazoa; Nematoda; Chromadorea; Rhabditida; Onchocercidae. The transcript has 9 exons.